UGUCGCUUUCUUUGAUGAAUUCAAGGCAACAAGUUUGGGACUUACCCAAAAAGAAAAGAUGGGUACUUACCAAUCAGUUUUCUUUCAUCUUCUUUUCCCCACUUUAUCUUCUCUGUCCCAUUAAAAUACUUUCCGUUCUUUAAAAAAAAAAAAAAAGAUCUUCAAAUUUUGGUUAUUUAUCAUUAUUUCUAGUUUAGAAUGGUAGCAUAAAAACUUUUGGUCCCAAAAUAUCUCUCAGUCUUGAACUUGGUUCAUUAAAUUUGAGACUUUGAGGCCAAAUUAUUGUGAAAAAAAUAAAAUAAAACUGACAAUGUCAUGGAGGGAAAGGGUAAAAAGGCGUGUAAGAUUAGGAAACGAGGGUGUUCUUCAUCGUCAUCAUCAUCUUUGAUCCAAAAAUACAGAUUUAAGCGUGCAAUUUUGGUGGGAAAAAGAGCAGGAUCAACUACCCCUGUUCCUAUAUGGAAAACAGGUACAACAAAGUCGCCUUCUUUAGCAAUGCCAAGUGCUGAAUUUCCCACCAAGGGUUCACCAAAGGAAGCUUUAGUUUCUGCUAGAAAACUUGCUGCCACUUUGUGGGAGAUUAAUACAAUCCCUUCCCCACAAGCUAAGGAGGAGUUGGAGAAGAAAGAUAGGAGGAGAAAAGCGCCUAGAGUUGCAAAAAUGGCUCAUAUUUUGCCCCCAAAUUUGUCUGAUCCGUCUUAUAGUCCUAUUUCAGAGAUGGAUCGAGCAAUGAUCAAAUCUGAUAGGAGAAGAGCUUCAGUUGUUUCUCAAAAGCUUCAAGUAAAUGAUUAUAAGUUGGGGAGCUUGGACUCUGCUGGCAAUGCUAGUGUGAUGGAGAUUGAAACUCAUUCUAGAGGCAAAAAUCACAAUGGAUGCAUAAUUGGAAUUAGAAAUCGUUUAAAGGAUGUCAGUUAUGGCCUAGCCACUUCUAAAGAACUCCUAAAAGUUUUGAAUCGUAUUUGCGGUCUUGAAGAGCAACAUUCAUCGAGCAUGUCCCUUGUCUCCGCACUACGUGUUGAACUUGAUAGAGCUGGCAUCCAAGUAGAUCAAUUGAUCCGAAAGCAGCGAUCUAAUCGCAAUGAAAUUGAGUACCUCGUGAGUCAUUUUGCAGAAGAAAAGGCAGCUUGGAAGAGAAAGGAGCGUGAGAGAAUUCGUGAUGCCAUAGCAUGCAUAGCAGAAGAGCUUGAGGUAGAGAAGAAACUCAGGAAGCAAACAGAGAGAUUGAACAAUAAGCUUGGAAAUGAAUUGGCAGAUACUAAGGCAUCUCUGUCAAAGGCAACAAAAGAGCUUGAGAGUGAGAAGAGGGCUAAAGAAAUACUGGGGCAAGUAUGUGAUGAGUUGGCCAGAUUCAUUGGAGAAGAUAGAGCCAUGGUUGAAGAACUAAAAAGAGAGUCAGCUAAAGUGAGGGAAGAAGUGGAGAAGGAAAGAAAAAUGCUUCAGUUUGCUGAUGUAUUACGAGAGGAGAGAGUCCAGAUGAAGCUUUCUGAGGCCAAAUAUCAUUUUGAGGAGAAGAAUGCAGUUGUCAAAAAGUUGAGAAAUGAACUUGAGGCCUACCUAGGAACCAAAAUAUAUGAAGAAAAUGGUGAUGGUUCUCCAAGUCUGCAGAGGAUCAAAGAGCUUGAAGCUUAUUUGAAGAAUAUUGAUUUUGGAUCCUGUCAAGCAGCAAAGACAGAUGUGGAUAAAGGUGAAGUUGCGGAUGGAGAAGAGUGUGAAGCAGAUGACUCAGCUGAUAGUGAUCUUCACUCUAUUGAAUUAAAUAUGGACAACCAUGAUGGGAGCUACAAGUGGAGUUAUGCUUGUGGAAAUUAUGCUGAAGGUGAAUCGAAGAGGAUUUCUGUUGAAAAAGAAAAUAACGGGAGGAAAUCUCUCUCUGAGAAAAUUUCAUGGGGAAGUAUUUGCUUAGAAAGAGGAAGUUCAAAUUCUACAGAUUGGGAUUUUGGCCUUAAAAGCCAGGUAAAGUUAGAUGGGUUUGAGGGAGAUCGGACAUACAAUCCUGCUUCACAAGUUCAGGCACUGGAUUAUGAAGAUGAAAUUAAAAGAUACAAAUCAGUCAAGAGUCUUAGAGAUCACAUAUUAUCUAGUAAUAAAAUUGCACCCAUCCAAAGCUUUUCCAGUCCAAGCCGGCAAUUGAGCCAGUCCAUGCAUUUUCACGAGCCUAGCAGCACAGGCUCACCAGUGUUAAAGGGUGAUGGUUUGAAGCCUAAUCUAGCCUGCACAAGAGGUGAAGGCCGAAUUUGAACUUGGGAGUUUAACUCUAUUGUUCAUGCAGUGAUCCCUAAGAAGUAGUAUCCGGCAGGUCUAGAGUUUGAAUCUUAGCACCUGCAAUCUCAUUCUCUAUGUUUAGGCUGUGGCCUCCGACAAAAAAAAAAGCCAAACUUCAACAAGCUAAGAGAGAAGAAACUGUUUAUUUUUCUUUUCCUUUCCUAACUAGUGCUUUGUUGCAUUUUCUUGAAAUUCAAACAUUCUCACUGGCUAAUUUGUUUAUGUUGAUCAAUUCCCCAACUCCAAAAAAUGAGACUGUAAAUAGACUCUUGGGCUGUAUGAAUCUGGUACAAUCCAUGGAUACAGAUCGUGCUAUGAAUAUGGUAUAAUCCAUAUUCUUUGAACUUCAUUCUUUGAUUAAUAGCACUUGGAAGCCUGGUUUUAACCUUUCUGUUCUGCUCUAUUCUCAAUUUAUUUGUAUUUUGGGUUAAAUUCAGACAACUAAAUGUCUAACAAUGAUGACCAACCACUACUCAAUUAUGUAGUGGUUAAGACUUCAUGCAUGUUCGAGACAGGUUUAAGACUAACCAUUU
Molecule: messenger RNA, 2795 nt
Organism: Durio zibethinus
Lineage: Eukaryota; Viridiplantae; Streptophyta; Magnoliopsida; Malvales; Malvaceae
Source: RefSeq, a predicted model, not a curated record